Molecule: messenger RNA, 1504 nt
Organism: Ilex paraguariensis (yerba mate)
Lineage: Eukaryota; Viridiplantae; Streptophyta; Magnoliopsida; Aquifoliales; Aquifoliaceae
Source: the annotation of a GenBank genome assembly
UUGUUGAUAAUAAUAUACCCCCCACAAGAAAGAGAGAGGACAGAUAGUCCCGCCUCCCUCUCUCUCUCUCUCUCUCUCUACCCACCUCUUUCUCUCUCCAAACAGAACAAUACAAGACCAAACCCUUGCAGGUUCAUUUCAUUCCCUUUCUUUCUCUCUCUCUAGAACAACAAAAAUGGAGGCUCUGGACACAAACGCAGGUCUCUUGGUGGACGAUGACCUUCUGAACUUCUCUUUGGAUGGUGAACAAGAUGAUGACGAUAAAGUUACCAAAGACCCUUGUUCUUCUUCUUUGGAAUCCUCAAACCCUGAUAGCCAAUACCCAGAUGAUCGCAGCCGUUCAUUUCCUGAAUUUGAGGAGGAACUGGAGUGGUUAUCGAACAAAGAUGCAUUCCCGGCGGUGGAGACAUGCUUAGACAUUCUCUCUGAUCAUCCCGGCAAUGUCCCGAGUCGUCACAGCCCGGUGUCGGUGCUCGAAAACAGUACUAGCAGCAGCAACAGCAACAGCAAUGGCAGCACCGUUAUGAGCUGCUGUGGCAGCUUCCAAGUCCCUACUCGUUACCCAGUUCGUGCCAGAACCAAGCGAAGGCGAAGAAGGAGAAGAGAGUUCCCUGGAAUGUUCAGACAACAGUGCUGGUGGUGGAACCAACCAAGCAUCAAGAAAAACACCAAACAAGGAUCAACAAUGCUACCAAAACCAACAAUGACAAACAAUACUAUUGGGAGGAGGUGCCAGCAUUGCCAGGCUGAGAAGACCCCGCAAUGGCGGGCGGGACCAAUGGGGCCGAAGACAUUGUGCAAUGCUUGUGGGGUGCGGUACAAGUCCGGGAGGCUCGUGCCCGAGUAUCGCCCCGCAAGUAGUCCUACGUUCUCGAGCGUGAUGCAUUCGAAUUCUCAUAGGAAGGUAAUGGAGAUGAGAAAGCAGAAGCAGCUGGGACUUGGUGGGAUGAUGGUGAAUGAGGCUUGUGGAUAUGGGUAGGUUAGUUUUGAGUAGUUCCUUGCAAUUUAGUUGAAGUGUUUAUCUCCUUAAUCCUUUAGGGUAGGUAGAUAGAUUAGACAGUAGGGUGUCUGUUGUAAUGGGCUAGAUUGUUGGUGAACCAUAUUUGUUUUGUUUUAGUUAUAAUUCAUCAAGGGAAUUUUGACUUUAGUGUGCUUGGUUAUGCAUUAGAAUGGAAAAUGAGAAAAAAAAAGUUUUGUUUUUGCCCGUUAUCAUACUUUUCUUCAAUAGUUAAGUUUCUUGGGUUCGCGAUCGUGACAUUUUGGGAUUUUGGAUUGGAAAAAUGAGGGGUUUUGGUGGGGUUUUGUUGGGGUUUCGUUGGAAUUACUUUUGUUAUCAAGCUAACUUAGUAUUAGUGGUUAGUUGACAUGUUGAUUGAGUUGUAAUUCAGUUCUUGGUGGCAAAGGAUAAAAUCUUCUGCUAUUGCUUUGAAUGCAAAGUUAAGUUAUUGUAUGCCCUGUCAAUUUUUGCUCAGUUUUAUCUUCAAAAGCUUAUCUUGGUGGAUUA